Messenger RNA from Podarcis muralis (Common wall lizard), 2712 nucleotides. RefSeq names its product outer dense fiber of sperm tails 2 like (gene ODF2L). Lineage: Eukaryota; Metazoa; Chordata; Lepidosauria; Squamata; Lacertidae. Gene Ontology annotation, biological process: negative regulation of cilium assembly. The record is from RefSeq and is a predicted model, not a curated record. Gene Ontology annotation, cellular component: centrosome; ciliary basal body.
CGAAGGCGGAGCGAGGGCUCCCCGGAGGAGCCGGUCGGAGUCGGCGCUGCUGCUGCUGCUGCUGUUGCCGCUCUGCUGUUCCGGCGGCGCCUCGCGGGGUUGCCUGGCGAGGGCGGGAAGCGCCGCUCCGUUGUCCCGCCCGAGAGCGCGGCGUCGGCGAGCUGCAGAAGAAGACAGGCGGCCAUGGAAGGCAGCGGGAAAGAAAAGGAAGCACCACCAUCCAGCCUGUAUGAACCGAACAGUGAUGGGUCUCAUGACCAUGUGCAGAGGGAACUUUCCUCUUCUAGCCGUUGCGAGCUUCCAGAACAAGAAUGCUUGAAGGAGAACUGGGGUUCAUACGGCCGACUUGUGGAUAAACACAGGACCAGGAUGAAGGAAGCCUUGCCUAGCCUUACAGGGAAAUCUGAGGAGAGUUCCUUGGAAGAAACGCAGAGCGAAAGUGAAACAGAAAGGUUGUGGGAAGACACCAUUCAGGAUGAAGUCGCUUUUCAGAAAAAGCUCCACGAAGCAGAGUUGGCAAUUGGUUCAGCAGAAAUGUUCCUGCCGUCUUUUAAAGAAACUCUAACUAGAAUUUCAAAGGCUUGUUACGUUUCUGCAGCAGAUAUGAUAAAGAUUUCUAUGCAAGAGGAUUUACUGGUAAUGGAGCUAGGGGCUCUCAAAAAUAUGAAGGGACUGUUACAGCAGCUACUUAGAUCAAGCAAGGAAAAAGAAAUUAUCAGUACGCAGAUUGAAGAUUUGAUUUGGAAGUUGACUGAAAGCGAAACUGAAGCUGUAGAACUCAAGCAUGAAGUGCUUCGAAAAGAAAGGUAUAUUUUAGAGCUUUCUACUCAGCUUCAGCAUGAGAAAGCUAAUGUGUUAAAAGCAUCUCGUCAUUCCGAAUCAACACAGUUGGUGCAGACACACUUGCAGUGCCAGAUAGAGAGAAAGGAGGCUGAGAAUAAUCAACUGAGAACAAAAUUUAAGACAGUAGAAAAGAACAUUACAGAAUGGAAACAGCAAGUCGGAGAAUAUAAGCAGCAGAUUUUGGCUGAAAAGGACAGAAGAAAGGAGAGGCGGAAUGCUCUGAAAAGGGCGGCUAGUGUUCAGAAACAAAGAGCAGAACUUUUGAAAGCAGCUGUGGAGAGCUUAAUUUCCAAAAUUAGAGAGAAGGAAAUCCAAUUGUCUGAGGUACUUUCAGCUUGUAAUGUCUGGAAAAGUCAUCACAAGGCAGUGGUAGAUGAAAAAACCAGGUUAGAAGUUCAGGCUGAAACUCUGAAAAAGCAGAUAGCUGACCGUCUGAUGGAACUGAGAAGACUUCAAGAUGUCGGAAGGAGGUCGACGAAUGAGAUCCUUGGGAAGCUCAAUGCCAUCACCUCUGAAAAUGAAAAGAUUUCACUUGAAAAUACGAAAUUAAAGGCAUCUUUUGCAUCUUUGGAAGCGAGCAUUGUCUCGGCCGAAGCUGAACUUGUGGACUUACGUGAGGAGGCACAGCAGCAAGAAAAUAUAAUUGAACAUUAUAAAAAUGAGGUGGGGAAAUUAGAAAUGGAAGCUGAGGAACUGAAAGCCCGGUAUGAGAAGGUCAUACAUGAGGGCAAAAAACUAAUGGAUGGCAAAGAUUUAGAAAUUGAUGUGGUGAGGGGCCAGUCGGAGGCUCGCCUGAAGGAGUUAGAACAUGCCCGUGAUUUACAGAAAGCAGCCGAAGGGAAACUGCAGAAGUGUCAGGAAAGCCUGCUGGCCUGCCAAAAGAGCUGUGUAGAUAAAUCCAAAGCCAUUAGGGAACUUCAGGCUCAGGUAGUCGAGAACGACAGUUUCUUGAAACAGCUUGCUUUAGAAGAGGAGAAUCGCAACGUUCAGCUGAAAUACGAAGACGUUAAAAGAAAACUAGAAGAAAUGGAACUAAAGAACAAAGAGCUUGAAAAUCAGUUGGCAAGCCAAGAAGAUUGCCUUCAGAAAACGGAACUGCAGUUCAAACAGAAACUUGCGAGCUAUGAUGCGUUAACCAGACAACUGGAAGCAGCUUUGGAAGAUGGAAGGAAGAAGUUAAAAGAGGAGGUGGAAAAAAUCGCAUCGAAGGAGCAAGCCUUUCAGAUGAAAAUAUUGGACCUAGAGAAUCAAUUAAGACGGAAAAAAGAGGAGCAGAGGCACUUGUCUAGAAGACUGGAUGCUAGAGAGAAACACCGUCAAAUGUCCUUGAAAGAGUUGAACACAGCCUUCAAAGAUCAGAAAACCAGAACCAGAGUAUCCAGAAUUAUGUGAAGUUUCUGAAAACAUCCUACUUAACCAUGUUUGGUUGAAGUUUCUCGUUUCAGCAAGUAUCUCUGGGUUGGCGGGGGGCAAGCAAACUAUGGUAAAGCAAGACUUGGGCAUAGCACCAGACCAUAGUUUUUGCAAAACAAAGCCACGAUGGGUAAACCAGCAACAGGCAUUCAAACAAUCCAUAGUAAAUCAUGGCUUAGUAAACGAAGCCAGUUUCAAAAAAUCCUUUGGGUUGUUUUGUUUUUUGAAAAAAAACAACCCUUUGCAAAUCAGUUACAACUAAGAAAACAGGCAGCUAGUAGAAAUGUGAAUGUAGAGUAUACUUGUUCAUUACUUCUUUUUUACUGAAAUGGUUUUUAAAGGACUCAACUCCUGAUAAUUAUAUUGGUUUCACUAAAUUUUCUUGGUUUAUUGACUAUGAAAAGUCAGCACUGACUUUGGUUUUACAUUUAAUUUAUAAUAAAAAUUUGAACAUUU